This is a messenger RNA of Pollicipes pollicipes, 356 nucleotides long. RefSeq names its product exosome complex component CSL4-like. Gene Ontology annotation, biological process: RNA processing. The record is from RefSeq and is a predicted model, not a curated record. NCBI's taxonomy places the organism in Eukaryota, Metazoa, Arthropoda, Thecostraca, Pollicipedomorpha, Pollicipedidae. The coding region runs from base 1 to 285 and encodes 94 amino acids. The transcript is spliced from 3 exons. Gene Ontology annotation, cellular component: nuclear exosome (RNase complex); cytoplasm.
AUGCCAGUCAAGCUAUACGAGUGCUUCCGGCCAGGGGACGUGAUCCUGGCCAAGGUGGUGUCGCUGGGAGACGCGCUCUCCUACGUGCUGUCGACGGCCGAGAACGAGCUGGGCGUGGCGCUGGCGUACAGCGAGGCUGGCCAUCCGAUGGUGCCCGUCAGCUGGACAGAGAUGGCGUGCCCGGCCACGCAGACGCGCGAGCUGCGCAAGGUGGCCAAGAUCCCGCCCGAGGAUGUAGCGUUCCGCGUGGCGCGCUCGGCGGCCGCCGGCGCGACGGUCGGCUGAGGGGGCCGUCCGCUGCCGUCCGCCGCCUCCUCUCAUUCUUCACCCGUUCGCUCGCAUACGCCCGAAUACAA